Molecule: messenger RNA, 773 nt
Organism: Leucoraja erinaceus (little skate)
Lineage: Eukaryota; Metazoa; Chordata; Chondrichthyes; Rajiformes; Rajidae
Product: armadillo repeat-containing protein 8-like
Exons: 2
Coding region: 16-306 (96 amino acids)
Biological process (GO): proteasome-mediated ubiquitin-dependent protein catabolic process
Cellular component (GO): GID complex
Source: RefSeq, a predicted model, not a curated record
CCAUGCCUGGUUAGGAUGUGCAGUAAAGAGAAACUGCUGGAGGAACGGGUGGAAGGUGCUGAAACCUUGGCAUACUUGAUAGAACCUGAUGUGGAGCUACAGAGGAUUGCCAGCAUCACAGAUCAUCUUAUUGCAAUGCUUGCUGAUUAUUUCAAGUAUCCUAGUUCAGUCAGCGCAAUCACAGAUAUCAAAAGGCUUGACCACGACCUCAAACAUGCUCACGAACUCCGGCAAGCUGCAUUCAAGUUGUACGCCUCCCUUGGAGCGAAUGACGAAGACAUCCGGAAGAAGGUGAGCCUAGGAUAGGGGCUUCCCCGAUCCUGGCAACCAACAGGCAGGGAGUGACGUCAACCUGACAACAAGGUGAAGAGAAUUAACAGUGACUUUGCGAAAGAGCAUAAUCAGAUCUGAAGAAUGAAUGGGAUUGAGACUCGUUUGUCUAGAGAAAUGAGUUGUGACAUGUUCAUGUUGGAAUGACAAGUACUGGUGUUUCUUGUGUUGAACCUGCACCAGAUCCUUAAGUUACCUUCUUUGCAUGAGUUCGUAACAGUAGUAACAAAAUGAGCACUGUGAAGUAUAGUGUAUAGUACUGACUCACAUAAUGCAGUAGUUCUGUAAUGCAGUUAUAUAAAUGCUUGCCUACCUACCUGCUGCAAACCGGAAGUACUCAGCUUCUGUUUUUCUGUAUCACUUUUAAUUUGUGGCCUGCUGAUGUGUUCAUUUGUGUUGCUGAUGUGCAAGUUUAAUUGUAAAUAAAGCUUUGUGCAAUGACA